Phragmites australis (common reed) is the source of this 2955-nucleotide messenger RNA. RefSeq names its product pentatricopeptide repeat-containing protein At2g44880-like. Gene Ontology annotation, biological process: RNA modification. NCBI's taxonomy places the organism in Eukaryota, Viridiplantae, Streptophyta, Magnoliopsida, Poales, Poaceae. The transcript is spliced from 2 exons. Bases 67 to 1656 code for a protein of 529 amino acids. The record is from RefSeq and is a predicted model, not a curated record. Gene Ontology annotation, molecular function: protein binding; RNA binding.
GUUGCCUCGCCGCUCCGCGUUCUUUCCUCCUCGCCGCGCCACCGUCGCUGGCCGAGAACGCCGUGGAUGAUGCUUCAUUGCAAGCCCAACUCCACCUUGACAGCCCUCUUCUGCUGCGGCCGCCGCACCUUCGCCGUCGCGCCAUCCGGCCGGCCCCGCCACGCCAUCUCGCUAUGCUCGCCGGACGAGUACACCUUCCCUUUACUUCUCAAGGCCGCUGCUGCCUCGGCGCGCGGGAGCGCGCUCGAGGGCCAGAAGCUCCACGCCCGCGUCUUCAAAUUCGGCUUCUCCUCCUGCGUCUACGCCUCCACCGCGCUCGUGGAUUUCUACGCCAAGGCCGGCGACGUGGCCUCCGCGCGGAAGGUGUUUGACGCAAUGCCGCGCCGGACACCGCCUUCCUGGACGGCCAUCAUGGUCGGGCACGCUAGGAGUGGAGAUAUGUUGUCGGCGGUAGAAGUCUUCUCUUCGAUGCCGGACAAGGAUACGGCGGCGUACAAUGCCAUGAUAGAUGGGUUCGUUAAAGCCGGUGAUGUUCCGUCUGCACAGAAGGUGUUUGAUGCAAUGCCAGACAAGAACGUUGUUUCUCGGACUUGCUUGAUGCACGGUUACUGCAUGGCUGGGAAUAUGGAGGCUGCUAGGGAGUUGUUUGAUGCGAUGCCGCGAAGGAAUUUACACUCUUGGAAUGUGAUGAUCAGCGGCUACUGCCGGAACCGGGAGUCUGGGAAGGCACUGGAUCUUUUUUGGAAAUUGCAGUCUCAGUCGUGUCCAUUUGAGCCAAAUGAAGUCACAGUUGUAAGUGUCAUUCCAGCAAUCACUGAUACUGGUGCUAUGGACCUUGGACGGUGGGUACAUGAGUUCGUUAGGAGAAAGGGAUUAGAACGGAGGGCUAAUGUCGCCACGGCGCUAAUCGACAUGUAUGCGAAAUGUGGAAAUGUAGAUGAAGCUAGGCGUUUGUUUAGCCAGUUGAAGCCAAAGGACGUUACAUGUUGGAAUGCUGUAAUAAAUGGCCUUGCAGUGAAUGGCCAUUCCAGGGAGGCACUUGGUUUGUUUGAGGAUAUGCGAAGAAGUGGGAUUUCCCCUAAUAGUGUGACCAUGAUUGGUGUUCUAUCAGCUUGCAGUCAUGGGGGGCUUGUGGAAGAAGGGAGGCAGUGGUUUCAGGAAAUGGAGGCGCUGGGGAUCAGCAAAAAGGUAGAGCAUUAUGGAUGCAUGGUGGACCUUCUAGGACGCUGUGGGUGUCUGGAUGAAGCCAUGGAGUUGAUUUGCAAAAUACCCUCUGGACCUAACGGGAUAGUGUUAAGCUCAUUGCUCUUUGCUUGUGCAUGCCAUGGUGAUGUGGAGAUGGCAGAGAGAGUGAUGAAGAGCACAGUUGAGAUUGAGCCACUUAACAUUGGAAAUUACAUAAUCAUGAGGAAUCUAUAUGCUGCAAAGAAGAUGUGGCGUGAUGCGCUGAGUAUAAAAGAUGAGAUAAAUAAGCUUGGGGGUAAAAAAGAGGCUGGAUGCAGUCUUGUCGAAAUUGGGAGCAGUGUUUGGGAGUUUGUUUCAGGGGACAGGGCUCAUCCCGAGUGGGUGGCUAUAUGUGACAUUGUCAGGUGCCUUCAAUUGCAUAUGAGGGUUCCGACAGAGAAGGAAUUUGAUUUCACUGGACUAAUUAUCUGAGUACAUGAAAAGUUUCGUGCUAACUGUAGGAGAGGAGAGGAAUGAGGCACUUGAUUCUGACAUAUGACAUGGUCUCUCCCAGGGAGGUUCAAGUGAAGUUUCUGCUUGCAUUGUGGAAUUCUUGGUAUACACAUCAUUUUUAAUGUUCUGACUCAGCAUAUCAUUCUCAAGUUAUGGCUACAGCAGAUGACAUGAAGAGUCAGCCCUCAAGAAUUACCACUUUAUAUGCCACGCUCAGAAUGAAGCAGUUUCACGGAGAACCUUGCAGGGACUAUCAUGUCGACACUACCAUUUGAUUGGAAAGAUCUGUUAUCAUUUCACAGCUGAUGUUUGCAAGCAUCGGACGUGAAAGCAUAUUCUCCAAUGGCUAAAUCGAAAGCAUAUUCUCAAACGGCUAAAUCGAAAGCAUAUUCGCCAACGGCUAAAUUGACUUGCCAGAUUAGGUUUGUUUUGCAACUUUCUAUUGCCUGGAAACAGUACCGGCUAUGGAAUUUCAAAUCUCUGGUAGUCUAUCUCUUUCUUCUGCUCUUGCCCCCCGGGUCCCCCUUCUUUUUUGCGAAUCUCCUCUGCUCUUGAUCUUGUUCUCCAAGUCCACUUUCCAACUGUUUUAUCAUUCAAUCACUCUAUUUACCGCACUGAAUAUAGAUAAAUAACGUGGCGCGUGUUGCGUUUAAUCCUGUGACCUCCCAAUCAUCUACAUUACAAUUUGGCAAAAGGAAACUGCACGUGUACAGACCAACUAAUUGUGCAUAGUGGCAUUGACCAGGCCUGAUUUAGAAAAGGUAACUUACAAAUUUACAAUGUAAUAGCAAACGCUCGGCAUAAACGCUAUCAGUUUCGAACAAGCAAAGUACCAUGUUCCACCUUCAAACCUAAGUUUCAUCGGUACGUGAUAGGGUUAUUGCCCAAAAACAAGGAUCCGCCGAUACGGCGAGUAUAUAUAAAUAUAAAUUUAAUUUUUGUCAAAAUGUAAAAAACUGAAUAUGCUAGAGAAUGAUAUUGAUAGAAAAUUGCAGGUGUCCACGGGUAGCAACAUAACACAAUAAAAUAAUUCAAGUUCAAAGGCUAAAACAUAUUGAUGUGCCUUGGUUCGGCACCUUGAACAGAUGUGCUCUCACUCUACAAUAACUCCUAGGGAUAAUGUGACCACAAUAUAGGCAUUCAGAUCUUGCAUUAUCACCGGAAGCACCAUUCUUCUCAAGCACUUUAACAUGCCUCCGCAAAGUAGUUUUACGCAAUAUUUCUUCAUCAACAACAUUAUUGUCACUAGCAGCAGCUUGCGCACUAGGGGAUGCUGAG